GAUUAUCGAUCAGCUGUUCAAAGCUACUCGUGCAGCAGCAGCUUGAAAACACACACACCCACAUACCUUCCACACACCCCCACCCUCUUAUUAUUUUAAUCUUCACGCCACAGGUAGAAAUAAAUACGCGGGGAUUCCAAUCUAAAAAUCACUCGGUACGGGUCACACAUAAGGAAGAGGAACACAUCACACUCCCCUGCACUCCACCAGAUUUUUUUGUUUAAAAAUGGCUCAGCUUUAUCAGUACGUCUUCCUGGCGCUAUUCAUCGCCGAUUUCAUCUGCCUGACAAUAGCAAGUUAUCCCCCAUCUUGGAGGCGAAACGACGGCAUCAUCCCCAUGUCCGCCCACCACCACCAUCACCAACAGCACGAAGAGAUCCCCGCCGAAAACAACUCAACAAGAACCGCCACCAUCGACGCCGAGGAUGGUACGGAAGACCCCGAGCUGACCAGUGAAGAUAACCAGACUCCUCCGCCGGAAUUCUCCACCUGCCCACCGUGCUGGAUGCAGGAACAGCAGAAACAGUUCCGCAUUGAAAGUAUAAAGAAGCGCAUACUGGAAAAAUUACAGCUGACCCGCGUACCAAACAUCACAGGACCUCCACCAAAGAACCCGGCGAUUAAUAACCUGCUAAAUAAUUACCCGCAGUUCCAGAACAACCCUUCCUUCCAGUCAGACUCACCACAGGCCGAGUACCACGACCCCGCCCCAGCACAGCUAGAAAGGAUACUAAUAUUUGCAAAAAGACCACUCCAGACCCAAGGAAUUGCAUCGCAGCCCUGCUGCUACUUCAACGUCGCCGAGAAAAUAGUCGGGUACCACGUUUCGAGUGCCAAGCUUUACUUCUACGUCGCCCCUGCCAAAGUCAUCCAGAACACGCUCCACCUAAUGACUAUCAAGAUGAUCACAGCCAGACCGCACCCGGAAGGACACACCAAGCUCCGACUCGUGGCCAAAAUCAAGGUCCAGUUGAGCCUCAGGGUAGGGGCAUGGAAGAGCGUGGACUUCACCAAUGUGGUGCAAGGCUGGGCAGCCGAACCAGAGACGAAUCUUGGUAUCGUGUUGGAACUCACUGACGAUGCAGGGAAUUCGGUGCUCAUAACUGAAACUUCGACGGAAGAACCGAGGAGGCCAUUUUUGCAACUGAGGCUAGAUGAUGACCGGAGAGUCAGGACGAAGCGCCAAAGCGAACGCAUGUGUUCGGAGGAUCGACAGGAACGAGAAUGUUGCAUGUUCCCCCUCAUUGUAGACUUCCAACAGUUUGGGUGGGACUGGAUCAUCGCACCCAGGACAUACGAUGCCAAUUACUGCUUCGGGAGUUGCCCUGAUCACUACUUUUACAGGUACCCCCACACGCAGCUAAUAAGUCAGAUGGAUCGCAUGGCAGUCGCGGGACCAUGCUGCUCACCGAGCAAGAUGACUUCGAUAAGUCUUCUCAUUUUUGACGAGGACGGCGACAUCAGGAAUGCGGAACUCCAGGAUAUGGCUGUGCAAACGUGUGACUGCGCCUAAAGCGAAGAAACAUCGGAAACCGGCGAAACCUACCGAACGAGAGAUGAUCCUUCUUCCCGAAACCAGACCAAAGUUAAUAUAGAUCAAAGAUGCCCUCCAAUGUCUUAGACCGUUUGCCAAAACGUCAAGGGUUUAUUUCCAAAGGCAAUCAGCUAUUGCAGUGAACGGUGAGCACAUCUAUUCCUUGCGGUGUUAACGGAAACUGUACCUGGUGAACAAAUGACAAGAUUUUUUGCUGUGUAUUGGUGGUCACCUAAGGAACCUUAAACGUACUGAUAUGGUCGUGAUGGUGAUACCACCAAAAAACGGGGGGGGGUUAAAAAAUAUAUAUAACGUUAUAGAUUACUGCUCUGAUUUUUGACGAAUUUCAAUGUCGCUUCUGCAUUACACAUAUUUGCAUUGGCUUCUUUUGACAAAGUAAAGGAACAUCUAAAAUACUUCCUACAGAAUCCAUACUUAUCCUGUCAUGCCUGCCCCUUUAUUUUGCCAUUGUAAACAGACCAUGGCCUAAUCAUGACAAUAAAAGCCAAGGCUACAAAUGAAUAUAAUUGUGUUGUUGAAGAAAGAUUAUAAUUUCGAUAUAAUUCUGUUUGGACGAGACAUGUUUGUCGAUGUGUUUGCAUUGUUUUCUGUCUCUUUAUGAUUUCUGCAAGAAAAGACUAUAUAGCGAAUACUUAUAAUAAGCUCUACUAUAUUCAAUGUCGGAAUUUGUAGAAUGAACUGUCUGAAUAUGUGAUGAUCGUGAGGCUUGAGUUCUUGUUUUACACACAGUAUAAUUCAAAGAAAUAGGGGAGAGCGGGGUGAGUCGCCCACCACGUGAUUUUCCCCGUGGCUGUGAUUGGAUGUAAGUUUUGAGGAUUAUGUAAUGGCGACCUACCCAUAUGUGACAACAUAUACCUUGGCGUGAGGCCAUGUGCUCAGAAUCCAAGAAAUCUACAGCGACUUAUUUAUUCCGAGGCCAUAUUAGUUUUAAAAAAGUCAGAUUUAUUGUAUUUUUUGUAGACAAUAAUGAAUGCAGUUAAAGGAAGUGUUGUUAGAAAGGUGUGAUAUUUGCUAACUGAAAUAUGCCGCAGAUACUUCAACAUAAUUUGUACAUUUUGUGUAGAAAGGGAGAAAAGAAAAUAGCUAUCCGCAGGGCAAAUUCACCGCUUUUGCAACGGGACCAGUUUGCUCUCAUUUAUGAACAUAUAGACCUACAAAAAUGUCCUCGUAAACAUGACAUGCAAGUAUGUCUGUAUAUGUGCUAAAUCAUAUAACUUUUCAUAGAUUAUCAAAGUAGUAGUCGUUGUUGAUCCAGGAUGAAAAAAAAAAGUUUGGUUUCUUUGAACACAUCAUUUGUUUAAAAUAUCAAUGUUUUUCCCUAGGGCUAGCUUGCCCCACCAAACGGGUGAACUAGUCUCAGGAUGGGGCAGGUUCACAGCAAAAACUGCGGUGUUAACCGGUGUACAUAGAGGACCACGCCAGUUAUUUUACACCUGUGUUAAAUUGACAGUGUUAGUUUAGCACCUAUAGGUGUUAUUGCAACACCUUUGGCUGUUACAUGUACACUCUUUGGUGUUAUAUUCAAUCUCUAGGGUGUAAUUUUAACACCAGAGGGUGUGGUCCUCUAUUAACACCUACUGGUGUCAGUUUUAACACCACAGUUUUUAAAGUGUUCGCCCUGCAGCGAAAAUUGUCUUUACGGCCCGUUUUUGUCGAAACGGUGUGCAUGUCCUCGCCGAAAGUAAGAUAUUACCGAAGCCUUUAUACAUGCUUAGGCACAAACUUCCUGCUAAAGAAAUGCGCGGGAAAAAAUGGGGCGAAUUCUCCCCGCUCUCCCCUACAUUAAUAAUUCAUGAGGCACCAGUCGAACAAAAUAUAAGAAACAUCUGUUAAUGCCAAAUAUUUGAAGUGCUAUGUAAUUAUUUCAAAUAGAAAGCUGUAAGUGCUUUGUCAUGAUUAAAAAAAAACGUUUACUGCUUAUAAAAACAGGGACACUUACUAGAGACAUGAAGGUUAUGGGGGAGUUAUAAACAAAUGACAAUUUGAUUUAAAAAAAUUAGAAUUUCACUCACCAACUAAAGCUACUACGCGAUAUAAGUUGAUCCAAAGCUUAGUACUAAAUAUUGACUUACUUAUCGGAUGGGAACAAUAUACUUAAAAUUAUAGUAUACAUUUUGAUUAAAGAUGAUAGUCAUUGAUAAUUUGAUUUUAUUCAUUUCAAAUAUAUAUUGAAUUAUGCUAAAUAUAUCGCACUAAAGCCUGAAUGUUAACAUGUAUAAGGUGUUAUUACUGAAUAUAACACUUUUUCAUGUGGACACCCGAUGGUGCGUGUGGGUGAGUGUGUACUUAUAUGUGCGUGCACAGUGCAUGUGUCCGCGGUAUUCGUGUGUGUAAACUGGGUUUUACCCAUCGUAGACAUAGUAUGAUAUGGAGGUAUGGUUUUUAAUAUCCAAGUAUCAAACCAUAAUUCGUUAUUAAUCUCUAUUUGCAUUGAUGGUUUGCGACGGUGUCCAGCUAAAGAGGAGGCAUAGUAAUGUGCAAUUUUCUUGUCUUUUCUGUUUUUGUAACGAAGGAUCUAAAUUUCUGUAAAUGAAAUACAUGUAUGCCACCUUCGUUUGCCAUAUUGACCAUAUUUUUUCCAUGUCUACUAAUUUCUAUUUGGACUAGUGUCCUCUGUAUUCUAUCUUUAAAGAUUGGUCUUUUUCUGUGCCAAUCUUGUAAUUUAUUCGCUGUUAUCAGCGCUUAAGGCUUGAAGUCACUGUUGAUUCUGUCGGCAUAUCUGGCAUGAUUCUAAUUUCUAAAACGCGAUGUGCGUGUUUUUUUGUUUGUGAACUAGUUUGUCCAAAUACUUUAAUGUUUUCUUCUUGAAGGAGGACCAGAUUUAUUUGAAAAAUACUGAAAUGUAACAGAAUUUUGUCUAAUUUAUGUUUACUCAUGUGAAACGUCUGAAAAAAGGUCAUGUUUUCAAAUUCUAAGAGAGAUAUGUAGUUAACCGGUGAUGACAUCAUGUUUAGAAGUUUAUGGUCAAUUUCGUGGAAAUUCAAAAAUAAAUUCACUUUAUUCUGUUACAUUAUUUUUUUUUCAGUUUCUUCUACAUGCCUUUAUAUAUCUAAAGGUCAAGUCCAUCCCAGAAAAUAGUUGAUUUGAAUCGAUAGAGAAAAAUCAAACGAGCAUAACACUGAAAAUUUCAUCAAAAUCGGAUGUAAAAUAAGAAAGCUAUGACAUUUUUAAGCUCGCUCAUUUUCACAAAACAGUUAUAUGCACAACUCGGUGAUGUAUAUUGUUUGAAUUAUAAAAUAUUUAAAUUUUUACAAAUUUGACAAUAAGGACCAACUUGACUUAGUCAUAAACUGUUAAAAUAAUGGUAAUUCCACGAUGUUCAGGGAGGAAUACAAUUUUGUUUCACAUGACAAUGAGGAGAAAAGUAGAAUUUGUCAUAUUUCAUGUAAUAAAAUACAAAAGAAAUAGUGAGUGGGUGACGUCAUCAGUCUGCUCAUUUGCAUACCAACCACGAUGUGCAUAUUACUAUUUUGCGAAGUUAAGCGAAACUUUAAAAUGUCAUAACUUUAUUUUACAUCAAAAUUUUGAUGGAAUUUUCAGUGUUAUGCUUGUUGGAUUUUGGGGAUUUUUCUCCUCUUAUUCAAAUCAACUUUUUUUGGGGGUGGACUUGUCCUUUAAAAGAACCGAUCAAAGUCGUUUUCAUUUAUUGCUGACUUAAUGUGUGUGUGUGAAAAUAGCAUUCCCUGCCUUAUGUAUUUUUGUGAAAAGCCAUUCGAAAACUAUGUAUUCUAGUCAUUUGUGCAUUAGAGAUUAUCCUUUUAAAGGAUCUAUUCGACUAUUGAUAAAAUGUAAUUUGUCUAAAUGUAUACCUAUGAACUUUGUUGGUAAGCAAUUUGUUUUUGUUUUGCUGACUGCAAUCAAAUCUUGAACAAUUUUGUAGCAGCGUUUUGAGCAAAAUAAAAUCUCUCAGAGAUACGUCUGAGAUAUGAUGUGGAUUUGGAUAGCAUUUACAAUUCUAAGAAUUGAAAAGGCAACAUAUAUUGUGGGAAUGACUAUGAUGUGGAAUCAACUUGACCUUGAACCGGAAGUUUGAACUAAACCGGAAGUGAUAUAUCAUUUUCAGGAGUUCGAGUCAAUCUUCCUAAAUUGAAUGUCGUCAGUCAUUGGUUUAUUUAAAUCGAGAAGAGAGCGAUGGGACUCAAUACGUUAUUAUACAUAUUCAUCUGCCAUAUGCAACAGUUCUUAAUAAGUAUGACGACUGUGAUGUUAUGAAUCAAAUUAUUUUAUGGUACAUUUUGAUGUUAUUUAGUCUUGUGACUCUGUUAACACAGUACACAAUAACAAAUAUUUACAAGAAUGCAAAUGCAAUUGCUCAUUAAAUCCAAAGAUAUAAAAUGCAA
Lytechinus pictus (painted urchin) is the source of this 5895-nucleotide messenger RNA. RefSeq names its product growth/differentiation factor 8-like. The transcript has 3 exons. The coding region runs from base 227 to 1513 and encodes 428 amino acids. Gene Ontology annotation, molecular function: growth factor activity; cytokine activity. The record is from RefSeq and is a predicted model, not a curated record. NCBI's taxonomy places the organism in Eukaryota, Metazoa, Echinodermata, Echinoidea, Temnopleuroida, Toxopneustidae. Gene Ontology annotation, cellular component: extracellular region.